GAUGUGCUCCUUCCUUCCUGCCAGAAAGCCAGGCAGAUACAGCCUGCGGGGAAGCAUUUUGCAAUCACCUUUUCUGAAAGUCAGAGCAAUUAACGGCACUGGUUGGUGAGUUGUUGUUUUUUUUUCUUUUUCUUUUUUGAGGAACUAACGGUGAAAGCAACAUGUUAGAGAAGAGCUGGAACACUCUGCUCUCCUGGGAGCCAGGGGCCGGUCCUGCGAGGGAGCAGCGAGCCGGAGCGUGCCGCACGAGGUGCUGAGAUGAGGGUUGUACCAGGCCAGGUUAAUCUGAGCACACUCCCAUCUCCACAGCCAUCAUCCCAGGCCUGUAAAGGAGACUCAGCCUGUGAAUGCAGAUCAUGGCCACGCACUGGAACUCGAUGCUGCUGGGAUGCUCCACACUCUUCCUUCUGCUCCUGGGAGGGGCCCGAGCCUGUGGCUGGGUAGCAGUGGACUCACCCACCAUUCUCUUGGGAUCUACAGUCACGGCCUCUUGCACCAUCCAAAGCAACCGCUGCGGUGGCUUGGACGGUGAGGAAAUCCAGAUCACGUGGAGACUCGACAGCGAGUCCAUGUCAGGGAGCCAACACAAGAGCGUUGAAGGAGCAGAAGUUUCCAAUCUCACCAUCAGCCAUUUCAACCGAACCAGGGCCAAGCUGUGGUGCUAUGUGGUGUGGAACGGCACCCCGCAGCGGAUAGGCAUGGCGGAGAUCCACGCAGGCUAUCCACCAUCGAAGCCUGAGAAUCUAACCUGUAUGAUGAACCUCAGUAAGAACAGCCUGACGUGCCGCUGGGACCCCGGGAUGGACGGACACCUCCCAGCCACAGUGACUCUGAAAAGCUCCAAGAGCAGAGGCCAGUGUGAAGUUUCCCAGGAGGCGAUCCCAGACUGUAUCCCACAAGGCGGCCAGAACUACUGCACCAUUCCUCGCAGGUCUCUCCAGCUGUACCAGAAAAUGGACAUCUGGGUGUCAGUCCAGAAUGCCCUGGGCACAGCUGAGUCUGAGCAUCUGUGCAUCGACCCCAUGGAUGUAGCCAAACUGGAUCCCCCUGUCCUAAAGAGCAUCCAGUCAGUCCCUUUCCAGACUGACUGCAUCUCCGUGGCCUGGGAAGUGGCUCCCACCAGCUCCCACAUAGAGCAGCAGUGUGAGCUCCGCUACAGGACCCAUGAGGACCCUGGAUGGACUCUGGUCCCCAACAUUGUCAGCCCCAACCUGAAGACCCAUCACUGCGGCUUCCUGUUUGGGACGGAUUAUCGCUUCCAGAUGCGCUGCAGGCGGGUCACAGCGAUGGGCUACUGGAGCGAGUGGAGCCCAGCGUGGAAUUUCAUCACCCACGAGAAAGCUCCUGCAGGGAAGCUGGACGUUUGGUGGAAGAUGACGCCCGUGGACUCUGGGAAGAGAGCGGAGGUUCAGCUGCAGUGGAAGGCUCUGAAGCAGAACGAGAGGAAUGGCAGGAUCCUGGGGUACUGGGUCUCCCUGAAUCCCAGACGGAGAAAUGUGGAGCUCACAGCUGUCUGCAACACGACAGAGAGGCAGUGCAGUUUCUCUGUGCUGGCUGGGGUCAGGAGAGUUUAUCUCGCAGCCUAUAACUCAGCAGGCGAGUCUGCAGCAACAGAAGUUAUCUUCCUUGAGAAGAAAGGUCAGCCCCUGGCCAGGAUCCACACUUCCCCCUGUGAUGAGCACAGCCUCUGGGUGCACUGGGAGGCGCCCAGAGCCGCAGCCACUGGGUACAUACUUGAGUGGCGCCAAACAUCCUUGCCGGGGCCAGCCAGCCGCAGCGGGAGCUGGCAGAUGGAGCGGAACAGGAGUGCCACCAAGGCACUAAUCCGAGAAAAUAUUGAGCCUUUCCAGCUGUACAAUAUCUCCGUGUACCCCUUGUAUGCGGACAUGGUGGGGCUGCCCCUGCACACAGCAGCCUAUUCAAAAGAGAAGGCUCCAUCACGUGCCCCUAAAUUCCACCUCAAGAGCAUCAGCAAGUCCCACGCCGAGCUCAGCUGGGACCCAGUCCCCAUUGAGAUGCAGAACGGCUUCAUCACAAACUACACCAUCUUCUGGGCCAGCACCGCCGACGAUGAGCUCCGUGCCGUUGUGAACACCUCCUUCACCACCUUCACCAUCAGGGGCCUGCUGCCGUCGACGAUGUACAAAGUGCACAUAAUGGCGUCCACAGCAGCCGGCAGCACCAACAGCACAACCCUGACGCUGGUGACCCUGGCGCUGGAUGGGAAAGAAAUCCAGUAUCUCCUCCUGUUCUUUGGCUUCUUGUGUGUCUUGCUCGUAUUAUUCAUCGUCUGCUUCCUGAAGAAUCGGAGGGUGAAGAAUCAGUUCUGGCCCAGCGUCCCGGACCCAGCUAACAGCAGCCUCGGCAAGUGGGUGCCAGCCGACCUACAGCAGGAGACUCUCCAGACAACCAGUGCGAGGGAGCCUGGCCUGGUGACCAUUUCUGACAUCACAGUGCUCGAAAAAAGAGCCGAGAAGAAGGCACCGCUCUGGGGGAAGAAGGACCCUGUCCCAGCAACUGCUGGCAGCUUCCCGACCCUCCCCAAAUCCUACAUCCACCCCAGCAGCUCCGGCCUGCCAAGUGGCAGCAGAGCUCCGGGAGAGGCGAGGCCGGGCUCCUACGUCAACGGUGCUGGGGCCGUCCAGUACGCCAAGGUAGUUGCAGAAGGCUACAGGGGCCAGCAGCAGCACGUCCCAUCUCCCCUCUACAUCCGGUCCGACUCCACUCAGCCCCUGUUGAGCGAGUCGACGCCCAGCCCCAAGCCUUAUGAGAACCUGUGGUUCCACGGGACCCCACAGGCAGGGCUGCACUGCCAGAGUUCCCAGGAGGAUGAGACCUUCCUGGAGGGGCCGCUGAUCGACUUCCCCCUGCUGCAGGGUCUGAAAAUCGAGGGGGCCGAGGACCUGCAUGACUUCCAGAGAUUCUAGCGCCUUGCGGAGGCCAGGAGAAUGGGCGGCUCAAACAGACAUGCAUCUCUCCUGGCCAGCCUCACCCCCCCGCCCCAUACCCAAACCUCCAUGGAAUAGGCACCAAGCUGCUGUUUGCAUUUGCACCACAUACUCUCAAAGCAUUGGCGUGACUUGAGCCUCGGGGAGGCAGAGGGCUGGCCGGCCGCCCAGGGAUGGUGCAUCCCACCGCCCUGCAGGAAUAUGGAGUCGGGCUCCCUGGCUGGCAGGGGCUGGAAGCUCACGACCAGAUCCUGCUCAGGGCAGUGAGGAGCUGGGUGCUGUCUGCUCUGGACUUCAGUGAGGGCAGCGUGCUCUGCAGCCCACACAAUCAGGCCCUGAGUGCCUUCCCCGAAAGCUCCUCUAGUCUCUUUCUCCCCAGGCCGGCGGGGCUGGGAAUGCUGCAGAGAGCCCUAUGGAGGGAGAGAGCAUCCCAGGCAGCCCCGCUGGCCAGCGCUCAGGGCAGUGCUGACUUCCCAAAGGAGCUGCACCCAUCUGCAGCUGAGGGAAGGUGGCUAUGAUGCAGAGAGGAAGGACGGGGGCAUCCCUGAAAACAGAACAUCAGCUGCGUGCAGGGCCCAUGCAGAGGCUGCAGGCUCUGGAGUCCACAUUUGCUCUGCAGCUGUCUCCUUUCUGCAGCUACUAUCCCCAGUGCUGCCCUGGUAGGGAGGGAGCCCCGCAGACUUGGCUAAAGACUUUAUAAAGCUCCCUAUCGUCUAAGGAAAUGUCAAUGAACAGUCUUCUAAGCUCAUUAUCCUGCUCCCUGGGGUUCUCUGGCAAGGACCAAGCCACGGCUCUACAUGGCCCUCACAGAGAUGGGUAGCUGAGAAACUUCACUGCACUUUCGAAACCCCAAGUUAAUGUUAUGCUAUUUAUUUGCUUCUUUCCAUGCUCACUUGUUCCCCUGAGUCAGCACAGCAAGAGAUGUCUGCGGCCAGGGGAUGGGUACUAAGCCGCUGAGCUGUUUACUGCUAGGCCACCAGUUCAAACCUAACCUAGGUCCGUAGUGACCACAAGUCGGGCCCUUGGCUGGGUCUCUAGGGGUUGGCGUGUGAAAUGAACUGGGUGUCCAAGUGGGACCGUGUUACCAAAAGGGAUAAUGAACUCCCCGGUCAGCCUGCAAGGUGGGACCUCCAGCCAAGAGGUUGGGGUGCUGUGAGAAACGCGUGCCCGGAGGCUGCUCAGGCUGGGGGCCAGGAUGAUCCCACAUUUAGAGGCUAGCCUAGGAUGGGGUAGACCUGGGCUAGGUGCCCAUCCUCACUCCUAUGUGACCUAGGGCAUGUCACAAAGGGUCUGUUUACUCUGGAGUGUAAACCCAGGGCUGUGGGACCUGGGCUUGUGGACUCGUUGGUUCCAAGCCUUCACUUGAGCAUCUACACUGCAUUGCAAACCUGGGUUUACAAUUGCCGGCCCCAGGUCUCACAGCCGUGCUAACGGGUCCAUACCGCACGACGCAGCCGUUCUGACUCGGAACUGGGGCUUGGCCUGCAUCCAUGCUGCCAAAUGACAGGGCUUGGACCUGACUCUCAGCAGGACUUGGACUCUGACUCCCCCCAGCAGGACCCAGGUCCUGAGCGCUGGCUGACCCCCAAGUCAGACUGAUUUGUGUGUGGAUAGAAGGGGGACUUGGGCUCAAACCUGAGUCAGACCCCAUGCUGCGUAUGUAAUGUAGACAUACCCUUCGUCCCGCUAGGCCUUGGCUCCCCAUCUGAAAGCACCAUCCGGCCUCCCGGUGUGUCAUUGGGAUAAAUGCCUACAGGAUUGUGAGGUGCUCAAAUACCACAGCAUUACAGGGAGGCAGUACCGUAGAUGGCAGGUAAAUUAAGGCGUUGAGUCUCCUGGCCUACCAGCCCAGCACUGGAACCGCCACUAGCCUGUUUCCCUUUUGAAUCGAUUGGGCUGGCGUCGGAGCUGGAGCGCAGCGACUUUCCGACACUUCAGAAGGAGUCGGCUGGGCACUGGGAGCUGCGGGGUAAGCUGCACUGCCGCAAACCCACCCCCAGCUCACCCUGAGAAGCCCAGAGGAUGAAAUGCAGCUUCUUAAGGCUUGUUCAAAACUCCCCCAGUGUCGGGGUUUGGGCAGCGAGUAGAGUCGAUCCUUCUUUACGCUGAGCCAUUUUGCUCACCCUGACUGUCAGCUCAGGAAGUUAUUGGUCUGCUCGCCUCACGGCAGCAUUAGCAGCUGUCAAGCAUUAAUAUAGCCAGUAGUGAUCCCUGCUCACCCUGCGAGGCAAUGGUUUCUCAAGCUGCACCUGACCUCCACUCAUUAGCAGUAGGGUUAUUUCCUUUAAGGAUUUUGAAUUGAGCCAUUUGUUGGGUGUGCUGUGCCUCGGCAUGUGUGCAGUUCUCUCGGUUGCUGUGAACAUUGCACUGGAUGGGACUGUUGGGUGGUGGACCGGGCUGCCAAUAGCACUGUUGUUAUGUGGCGGUGGGGACUGGAGAUACUUCACAAGUAAAGUGUUGUACAGCCAUGUAACCAUUCCAAACCUGUAUGUGUUGCCCCAGCAGCCGCCCCGACUCCGGCUCUGUUUGUAGUAUACCAUUCAGAGGGAAGGUUUCCCUUUAUGGGGUUGUUUUUUAUGUUACCUUGGUUUGUUUCCUUUGAACACGUCGUUGUAACGUUCUGAAAUUCAGUGUUUGCCAGGUGUGUGUAUUUGUUUCUGUGAUGCUGCAAUGGUUCUAUCACCUCUUGCUCUCCUCUCACGGGCAGAUUGGCAGCGGGUCGGGGGGUUCUGUUCCUUCCAGGGCUACUGCAGGAGUGAUAUAUCGGCCCAUCCUAUCAUUGGUGUUAUUCGUCUCCAAGCCAGGCCUGAUCUAGCUGCUGGAAAGGGCAGGGGGAGCACACAGUAUGGACCUGAUCUCCUGAGAGCCCCCAAACCCAGCUGAAGUCAGUGAGAGCUGAGGGUGCUCCGCACUUCUGGAAAUCAGGCCCUAGGUGAUGUUCAAAGUCCAGCGCUCCUGCAAAAGGCUGGUUUUCUGGAAGGGACACGAGAGGCAAGCCAGGCCCCGGCAUGUUCACACUGUGCAGGCCAGCAGCAGUUCUGUGCUGGAGCAGGCAGAUCACAGCUCAAAGUUCAAAGCACUUUAUGUCAUCUCUAAGAGUCUGAGAAGUGACAUGACACCAAGGGUGAACAGGGCCUGUUAGCCACAGGUGCCUGACUUUAAAAAUCAUCAUUAUUAAGAUACUUGCAAAGCAAGGGGAGAAAAGAGAUUUGCUGGCUGGGCUCUCUAUUUCUCUGCUCCACGUGCCAUCAGUUACCCUGUGCAAUGUGAGUGUGAAACACCAUCAAAUCAAUUCACUCCCACUGUGCACUGGGGUAAAUGGCUGCAUAAGACACAGGGCAGCAGGAAAUCAACCUUGUCUUUGCUUCUGUGAAACUCACAUUAGGAAACCUGAACCCACCCCAAACCCACCUGGCUCAGCUUCCGUUAUAGACGCCACUCUCCCAGCUUUGCAUAACCCUGGGGCGUUUAAAACGUUUGGUGUUGAAACCAAGUGACACUCGCAUUUCAGUGUGAACUUUGGCUGCUCUUCUCUAAGUUUUACUUUGAAAGUUUGGCGUUGUUCAGACCAUGAGCCUCGAAGCAAAGUUGACAAGGGUGACACAGGGAGGGUGCGUGGAGCACCCAGGAGGACAUGCAAGUGGUUGCCAGCCAUGCUGAGGAGGUCUUCAUCCUGCAAGAACAGGUGUAGUAAUCGUCUGAUAACUCCACUGCAGCUCGGAACCCUGAAUUCUUGCCUGCUGCAAAGGCCACCACUUAGCCACGAUGCAAUCCUUAUUUGAUUGCCGAGGUUUACGUGCCAUCCUAUUCAAAGGCUUCCCCAGCUCACAGGCCCUGGGAUGGGCCAGUUCCAAUUCAAGCCAGCUCCACGCAGGAGUGCCGCCAGCUUUUCGGCCACCCUAGGUGGCGGAAGGUCCCGCCCCGAAAUGCCGCCCCCCACAGAGGCAGCAGAAGGUCCCGCCGCCAAAAUACCUCUGCGGUCGUCGCCCCCCUAAUGGGUUGCACAGGCCCUGGCUCCACGGCGACUCAGCGUCCGUACAAUCUGGUGGCUCUUCAGCAGCCCCCUGGGGAAAUGAAUGGGGGGAGGGUCUCACUUCCGUUCCCAGUGGCAUUUCCCUCUUGUUGGCAGUCACAGUAGCAAGGCUGAGGACUGACUGGGGCAAGGAACCUGAACCUCCUGCUCGUCCUCAGAGGUGAACCCAUCAGUGCACUGAUGGAGUCUGAAAACACACUAUGGAGGAAUCUGCUGCUGCCCAUCCCAUCCCCAUUUGGGCACCUCUCCUGCCAGGGGCUCUGCACAGAGUCUCCCAUGGGCACUCCUCCCCUGCACAUGUAACCCUGUUCAUGCCCCUCGUUCCUUUGGGGCCCCUCCUGCCUCACUGUCAGGAUGGCCUUUGAAUGCAGCAGCCAUGCCUGCCUGGCACCUUCACUGAACUCCCACAAACUAAAUGUGAUGGAGGAAAACAAACCCUUGUGACUAGAAGGCAAGAGGGAGUGACGUGCACUAUUCUUUAUAAAUCCCACGUGUAGCUCAGUUUUCCUGCAUGAUGUUAUCCUGCCUGACCGCACAGAGUUAAAUCGAAGGGGAAACUGACAGGAAACAGAACAAUGGCAAAGAACAGGUAGUCUCACAGAGAAUGCCCAGGGUUCUGGGGGAAGACCCCGGCCUGGCUCUAACUAGUCUACUCAUUCCCAGGCUUUGCCAUGCACCAAAGGGGGUACUAAACCAUAAAGAUGUGGGCCAAGGAAAGAAGGGGGGUUGUCAGGGGCUGCCCAGAAGGUGUCAGGGAGUGCUGACGGGGAUGCUAGGAGUCUGCUUCUCCCAGCCCAGAGCCAGAGUAAGUGGGCUGAAUGGAACCUACCCAAACUUGCAAGGAAAGAUAAAUGUGUAGAGAAGGGAAAAUACGUGCAUAGACCUUUAUGGUUUUUAUCUUUUACUCUAGGUGCUUUGUACCUUUGGGUGAAUA
This is a messenger RNA of Trachemys scripta elegans, 7915 nucleotides long. RefSeq names its product colony stimulating factor 3 receptor (gene CSF3R). The transcript has 16 exons. Gene Ontology annotation, cellular component: membrane; external side of plasma membrane; signaling receptor complex. The record is from RefSeq and is a predicted model, not a curated record. Gene Ontology annotation, molecular function: cytokine receptor activity; cytokine binding. Bases 348 to 2927 code for a protein of 859 amino acids. Lineage: Eukaryota; Metazoa; Chordata; Testudines; Emydidae. Gene Ontology annotation, biological process: cytokine-mediated signaling pathway.